Messenger RNA from Prosopis cineraria, 1581 nucleotides. Its product is annotated as putative serine/threonine-protein kinase. Gene Ontology annotation, molecular function: ATP binding; protein kinase activity. The transcript has 6 exons. Gene Ontology annotation, biological process: protein phosphorylation. The record is from RefSeq and is a predicted model, not a curated record. Bases 172 to 1320 code for a protein of 382 amino acids. Lineage: Eukaryota; Viridiplantae; Streptophyta; Magnoliopsida; Fabales; Fabaceae.
UAUAUAAGUGUGUAAGGAACCCAGGCUGCAUCAUUGAUCAUUGCUUUCCCCGAAGAAUGAUAUUUCUUCUUUUUCCUACUUCGUGGUUAGUGGUUGGUUUGUUGGGUGUGAAGAACAAAUGCCGAUAAAAAAGUUUAUUAAUUAUAGUGGUAGAGACUGGAAGAGAAAGCAAUGACUGGAAAUUGCUUCGGUGCCACGAAUUGGUGUAAACCUAAACGGAGGAAUUAUCCUAAUGAUCAGUCACGCGAACAAGUGAUAUCAACUAAAAGAUUUAGUUAUAAUUCUUUGAGAUCAGCAACAGGAGACUUUCAUCCAUCCAACAGAAUUGGUAGAGGAGGUUAUGGAGUUGUCUACAAGGGAGUCUUAAGGGAUGGAACUCAAGUUGCUAUCAAAUCUCUUUCUGUGGAAUCUAAACAAGGGACAAGAGAAUUCAUGACAGAGAUUGAUAUGAUCUCAAACAUAAGGCAUCCAAACCUUGUUCAACUAGUUGGCUGCUGUAUUGAGGAUAACCAUCGCAUAUUGGUCUAUGAAUUUCUGGAAAACAAUAGCCUUGCAAGCUCUUUGCUUGGUUCUCAAAAUAAAUGUGUUGCUCUAGAUUGGCCAAAGAGGGCUUCCAUUUGCCGUGGUACAGCUUCUGCUCUUGCAUUUCUUCACGAUGAGGUUCAGCCUAAUAUCGUUCAUAGAGAUAUCAAAGCUAGCAACAUACUGCUUGAUGAGAACUUCAAUCCCAAAAUAGGGGACUUUGGCCUUGCGAAGCUUUUUCCUGACAAUGUCACCCAUCUUAGUACGCGAGUGGCUGGAACUGUGGGAUAUCUUGCACCAGAAUAUUCACUUCUAGGACAGCUUACGAAAAAGGCAGAUGUAUACAGUUUUGGCGUCCUCAUGCUUGAAGUAAUUAGUGGUAGAAGCAGUAGCAAAGCUGCAUUUGGAGAAAAGCUUCUGGUUCUUGUGGAAUGGAUCUGGAAGCUGAAAGAAGAAAAUAAGCUUCUGGACAUUGUUGAUCCAGAACUAACUUGCUAUGAUGAGACUGAGGUCAUGCGUUUCAUUAAGGUUGCUCUGUUUUGUACCCAAGCAGCUGCUCAUCAUAGACCCACCAUGAAGCAAGUUGUGGAAAUGCUCUUCAAGGAAGUUCACCUUAAUGACAAGGCUUUGACAGGGCCUGAAGUUCAUAGGUGGCAUCAUGCCUCCAGAAAAGCUGUAAAUUUUUUGGAAGACACAUCAACUUCUCAAGUGGAUAAGUCUAAAAGACCUGAAAUUUCGCACAUAAGCUUGAACCAGUUUGGUCGUUCUGAUAUCAUGACAGAGAUGCUUCCUAGAUGAAUUUUCUACGGUUUUUACAAGCCAAUGACUAAUCCCUUUCGAGGCAGAGAGAUUACAGAAAUAGGUCUUGCCUCUUCCAACAAGGGUAUUUUCAUACCCUUGGUAUACAUCAAGAAUUAUGACAGAUGAAAAAGGCAUUAUGGUGUAUUAAAUUUAUUUGUAGCAAAUGGCUGACUCUUGGAUUGAUCACCUGUAUAUUCCCCAAACCUCAAGAACCGUCGAAUAAAUCAGAGCAUGGCAAGAUCGGCCAUUCUUUUGUUA